Echinococcus granulosus is the source of this 2412-nucleotide messenger RNA. Its product is annotated as Sodium/myo-inositol cotransporter. The transcript has 13 exons. The record is from RefSeq and is a predicted model, not a curated record. Gene Ontology annotation, molecular function: D-glucose:sodium symporter activity. The coding region runs from base 1 to 2412 and encodes 803 amino acids. Lineage: Eukaryota; Metazoa; Platyhelminthes; Cestoda; Cyclophyllidea; Taeniidae. Gene Ontology annotation, biological process: transmembrane transport. Gene Ontology annotation, cellular component: plasma membrane.
AUGGAAGCAGUUUCCCUUGUUGGCGCUGAUAUUGCCGUUUUAGUUAUUUACUUUUUAGUUGUCUUAGGGACUGGAUUGUUUGCGAUGUUUCGUGCACGUGUAAAUUCAGUCCAAGGUUAUUUCUUAGCUGGAAGAUUUAUGACAUGGAUUCCUGUUGGGGCCUCUUUAUUUGCUAGUAACAUCGGUAGCGAGCAUUUUAUUGGUCUCGGUGGCUCAGGAGCCGCUAAAGGCAUAGCCGUUGGAGCUUUCGAAUUUAAUGCUGCCAUUUUGCUGCAAUUGCUAGGGUGGGUUUUCCUACCCGUUUAUAUAUCGAGCGGUGCGUUUACCCUCCCAGAUUAUAUGAAAAAAAGGUUCGGCGGCUCAAGAAUACAAAUUUAUUUAACAGUGCUAUCGCUUCUGCUGUACAUAUUUACAAAAAUAUCAGUCAAUCUUUAUUCCGGUUCACUUUUCAUUACUGAAGCACUCGGCUGGAACAUAUGGUUUUCAAUCUUGUUCACACUUGCUAUGACUGCUGUGAUUACUAUAUCAGGUGGUCUUGCUGCUGUACUUUACACGGACUUAGUGCAAACGUGUGUGAUGUUAUUUGGAGCUGUCCUCCUUACUGCGAUUGGGUUUAGCAAAAUUGGGGGUUUCAAGGGGCUGUUGGAUUUCUAUGGAGCGGCAAUCAGUGCAAUAGAUGUCAACGCCACUGCUGGGGCAGCACUGAUCAUGAACAUCCGCGGCGUUGCGUCUUCAGAAGCCUCGCCAGGCCUCACACCGACAGUGGACAGUGUGGCCGCCUCGCCGAAUACCUCCGCCGAUCUGAAGUGCGCAUUGCCCUCUCGUAGCGCUUUUGUGAUGCUGCGCGAUGUCUCCGAUCCUGAAAUGCCUUGGCUUGGCUAUAUUUUUGGCCAAACGCCCGCCUCCAUCUGGUAUUGGUGUGCUGAUCAGAUGAUGGUGCAACGUGUCCUGGCUGCAAAAAGUCUGUCCCACGCUCAAGGUGCCACAUUAAUGGCCGGAUUCAUCAAACUCUUUCCUCUCUUCAUUAUUGUCAUGCCUGGUAUGAUCAGCCGCAUCCUCUACCCCGAUACCUUGGGUUGUGGCACAGCCGAGCAGUGUUACCGAAUUUGUGGAAACCGCUACGGUUGUAGCGACUUGGCCUACCCAAAGCUGGUCAUGGGCGUGAUGCCUGACGGUCUUCGCGGACUCAUGUUGGCAGUGAUGUUGGCCGCCCUUAUGUCCGAUCUCACGUCCAUCUUCAACUCCUCCAGUACCUUAUUCACCGUCGAUAUCUAUGCCUGCUUCCGACGCAAGGCUAGCAACCGAGAGCUUAUGAUUGUCGGACGGAUUUUCGUACUGGUAAUGGUUGCACUGAGCAUACUCUGGGUACCAGUGAUCCAAACCAUGCAAGGAGGUCAACUUUACAUCUAUAUUCAAUCCGUUGCUGGAUUCUUAUCGCCACCAAUCGCAGCAGUGUACGUUACGGCCCUGCUAUCGAAGAGAACUAAUGAGUUGGGAGCGUUCACAGGACUCAUCUAUGGCUUUCUUAUCGGAAUCACCCGUAUGAUCCUGAGUUUCGUAUAUUCGGAUCCGGUCUGCGGUGAGGAGGAUACAAGGCCAUGGAUAGUGGCAAAAGUGCAUUACAUGUAUUUUGCCAUGUUCUCAUUCUUCUCCACCGCCAUCGUUAUGUGCCUUGUCUCGUUGCUCUCUCCACCGCCCUCCGAGGAGCAGGUCCGCGGACUGACCUUUUGGACGCGUAACGUCAGUUCCGCUACCACUGCUGCUUCCUCCAUUUCUGUCACCGACACUGACACCGUUGUGCAACACGAAAUGCGACUGGGUGAGGAGAUUAAUUCCAACCUCCCAGAGGAUGAAAAGCCUGGUGAGGUGAAGGUCAAGGAGAUGGGCGAUCAAUUGACUGAGGAUGAGGAGCGGAUUGCGAAAAAUGAUCUGCCUUUAAAGAAGCUUAUUGUUAACGAAUCAGAAAACAAAUCCGAUGGACUCGGUGAUAUGGACGAAAGGGACGAGGAGGUUAUGACCAAAGUAGGCAGUAAUUCUUGCAAUCAAUGCCUCCACAUCUCCGGCCACUUUUGCAAAUGGUUCUGGGGCUUUGCCGACGAUCCCCGCCCGGAGGAUGUUCAGUGGUGCUGUAGUUGUAUCCGCAAACGAGCUCCAUCAACUCAACCCGGAGUUGGGGACUCCGAGCCCCUUCAAUUUGUCCCCGUGAGCCUGAAACAGAAACGCAGCACCAAAAUCGGUCUCUUCGUGGGUCUGGUGAUGAUUGUCACCAUAACUGUCUUUCUCUUCUGCUUCUUCUCCCUCUACUUUGGUCCGAUUACACGCGGACCACUGAGAAUUACCGGUAAUACGUCCUCGCCGGAAACGCUUAAUGCAAUUGAAGAGCUGAGGCGCUAUGGAAUGAUUGCAAAAUAA